Cloeon dipterum is the source of this 2590-nucleotide messenger RNA. RefSeq lists its product as uncharacterized. The transcript is spliced from 12 exons. The record is from RefSeq and is a predicted model, not a curated record. Lineage: Eukaryota; Metazoa; Arthropoda; Insecta; Ephemeroptera; Baetidae. Bases 629 to 2494 code for a protein of 621 amino acids.
UAGUGGUCUCUUCUGCAUAAGCUUGAUCCAUAGCUUGGGCUGCUUUCUUCCUCCAGUUAUAAAUUGUCUGCCUCGGCAAUUUAUUAUUACUGUGCAACACACGGUAACUCUUCCUUUUUCGUGGUCCUGCUGAACCACUGCUUUCGAGUUGUUGAUCCAUUUUGGUCCUUUUAUUAUCAGAAGGAAACCAAAAUGUAGAUCAGUAUAUAUGCUAUAUGCACAGGCAAACUCAAAACCAAAACAACAAUCCAUACGCAGAUUCGUUCAUAUGGAAGCCCAGGCAGAAUGCACGAACAACCAGCGCGCGCUUUCUAGGUAAAUUAAUUUAGCGGGCAAAGCGUUGCACACACAGAAGCCAAUCAGCGUUGAGUGUCGAUUUGGUCUCCAGACGCCACCGCAGACCGCACACUACUGCAUUGCUUCCUUACCUCACGAUCGGUAAUUUCAUUAUUGUUGUCUCGCACUCUGUUCCGGCUAAAAUAUUCGCCGAAAUCACUCUUGCGAUCAAAACAACGAGAUAGUCGUGACAGUGAAUGUAGAAGAAAACGGACUACAUCUUCUUAAUAAUAAAUUACCGACUCUUGUUGGAAACACAAUAAGCAAGGUUGCUCCAGUUAAACUUUUAAUCAUGACGAGCCAAUCUCGACCUUCACCAGAGAAGGCUAAUCAAGAAGGACGUAAUUACGUCGUUAUUGAAUGGUUCCAGUCGAAAAAAACGCAAGUUUGUUUGGUUGACGAAGUAAACAAUAUGGAUGAUCCCCCCAAAAAAGGAACCAAGAAGUACAACGUGAUUUCUGGAAAAGAUAAAAGUGGCAGGCUUGAAACAAAACCAGCUCUGAUUUUACAUGGCCCAGGCACUUUUUGUGAAAUGCAAGAGAUGGAAAAAUUGAGGAAACUUGACGCUGACUGUGUUUUCCCUGGAGAGAGACCCAAAAGGAUCCGAAGGUUGCCUGCCAAAAAUUUAGAAACUGCCGAUGAGGAAGAUAGACCGAGAUCUCCGUCAAAGAAAAUGGGGAAAAAAGCGCAUGGAACCAGUAACAUGCAAAUUGAUCUGUUAAAUGCAAUAUCAAGAGCUAAAGAGGUGAAUUUGCCAAGCGAUGAAGACGAAAACAACACCUCUCUUGAUGGUCCAGGAGCCACUCAAGAAAAUCUGGGCAAAGAACGCAAGAAAGCGAGCAAGAAAUGCAGUACUCAAGAGAAAAGGGCGCCAAAGACGAACACUGUGACUAAGACUGGAGCUGCUAAUAAGGACACCACCACCCAGAAAGUCAAUAUUCACAGUUCCCAAGAGAGGAGCAGGCCUCUGGCCAAAUCCGCUGGUUCCAUGAGGCUGGACGGAGGUCGUGGAAAUAACAGGCCGACUGCUGGAUCGUCUAAGAUGCCUGAGAAAGGAAAGGAGAAGGUUCAGUUUACUGAGAGUUUAGCAGCAGGAACCGGUGAUGGAGAAGAUAGCGACACCUCUUUUGAUGGUCCAGGAGCAACCCAAGAAAAUGUGGGCAAAGAAAGCAAGAAAGCGAGCAAGAAAUGCAGUACUCAAGAGAAAAGGGCGCCAAAGACGAACACGGUGACUAAGACUGGAGCUGCUAAUAAGGACACCACCACCCAGAAAGUCAAUAUUCACAGUUCCCAAGAGAGGAGCAGACCUCUGGCCAAAUCCGGUGAUUCCAUGAGGCUGGACGGAGGUCGUGGAAAUUACAGGUCGACUGCUGGAUCGUCUAAGAUGCUUGAGAAGGAGCAUGACGAAGAUGCUGACAGCACAGAUCAUCGUGAAGUUGAGACACAUUCAUCCGAAGAAAGACGGCGUCAGAUUCAAAGAGAGUGGUCAUCUGAUGGCCUUUUUUCUGAUUGGGAUGACGCUGUCGUUCAAGGUGAGAGCAGUCACGAGGUUGACCCUUUACCAUCAAGGUCGUCUCAGUUUGUGGGUAAAAAACCAAGUCUGGCCAGUGAAGACCGAUCUUGUUGCUGCUCAGUGGAAAUGCUACAGUUAAUUCACGUGCUGGAUAGCAAAAUUGACCUGCUCCUUAAGUCCAGUGCUGCUAUGAGAGGAACGCAAGCUGCUUCCGAUGAACCUGAUUUGCUACAGAUUGUGUGCAACAAUUACAACUACAUCGGCAAUGGCUACGUGCUCCUGAGAGGAAGAUACGCUUCGGUUGAUAUGUACACGAGUCAGCGUCCUGCGAGAUUUGUCACUCAAAUGACAAAGGCCGUGUUUGGAGAUGACAUUUUGAGCAGGUCCCGUCUGAAUGCUGAGCGAGGAGACUUCCUUGCACUUGACUGCAAGCUCGUUGAGUGCAUUUUCCUAAGCCAGAGAGCGUACUGCGAGAUGAACAAUCUCACCCCACUGACUAUGGCAGCAACCAGAAGAAUCGUUUCGAAUGUUUGUCAGCGUGCUAAUCCCAACACAAGUGUGUGGACCAGCCAUGGCUAUCGACAGUUGACAGAAGUUGUUCCCACUGCUGACUGUGAUGAUGCUAGCCACACAGACACAGAAUGAUCCGCAGCUUAUGAGGUGAGAAGUUACUCCAAAAAGUUUAUUUUUGUAUUUUGAAAAUCGGUAUCAAUAAAAUACAGCAAUUUAGGUUCCUAAAAA